Pelodiscus sinensis (Chinese soft-shelled turtle) is the source of this 2718-nucleotide messenger RNA. The record is from RefSeq and is a predicted model, not a curated record. NCBI's taxonomy places the organism in Eukaryota, Metazoa, Chordata, Testudines, Trionychidae.
ACCAGAGAGAGCCGGACUAGAGAGGUUCAGCUGGUAUUAGCUCAGUUUUACAAAUACAGCUUAGCCACUCAAACACUACCUGUUUGUACAUCCGGCAUGUCAGGGGUGAGGCUGGUCCUCCGUCUCUUAACACCAGGCCUUCAGGGAAGGGGGUAAGUGGGAUCCAGUCCUGUGACUGAUGAAUUUUCUGGAAGAGUGAAGCACGUUCCGGGUUGAUUAGAGGCUCAGUAAACGCUGGUACUUGUGCUGCCUGGUUUUUAGUGUCCAAAGCAGAAGCAGCGAGGUCACUUACGUACCGAGCCCCAAAGCACCAUGGAGGACAGCUCUCCGCCUUCCUUUGGGCUUGAUGUGCUUCAUAAUCUUAAAGUGACUCUUGUUAAUGACACAGCCCCCAGGGCUAAGCGGCCUUUAGGCUUCCUGGAGGAGGAUCAGCCCCUGCAGUCCCCUGCUAAGAAACUAUGCCACCUGAGUCAUUACUGUAGCACUCCGUGCCCAUCAAAAAAGCUACCACGGUGCUCCUCAGAUUCUCCCUGCUUUCUAGACUCCUCUGCCUGUCUGGAUGAUACCCAGUUGGAGAACAUUGUCAUCCGAGUGAGUCUUCCAGAAGACAGCGCUGUGGCCCUUUCUGUGGAUAGAACCAGAUGUUUCGAUGAUAGUGAGCCAGAUGACACUCUGCUGGAGCCCUCGGAUGACGAACAAGGGAACUCUCCCUUCAAUUACACAGAGGAAGAGUGUAAGGAAUUGUUAGCAGAUGAUAGCUUAGAGGACCAGCACUCUACUGGAGAGAGUGCCUUGGUGACUCAAGAUGUAUGGAGCCCAAGUGAGAAGGAAAUGAGCAGCAACUAUACACAGGAAUCAGUCCCCUCUGAAGACACCAAGGCGUCAUUCAGAACCAUAGAUGAGUUUGUAAGUAACGAGUUUCUGUCUCAAACUGGCUCUUUUGUUAAUCCUGAAUAUCAUCCAAUUCUUGAGACUCAAACGGCCCCUUCUGUGGGGGAAGGAGGCCUGGCCGGGGACUGCUUGAAAGCCGGUGAAGCCAUUGGCACCCGGUUGGACUGUGACCUUCAGGGGCUUCUCAAUCUUUCCCCGACUGAUGCAGACUCAGUAGAUCAGCUGGAAGGAGAUGAUGGCUUGGAGGAAACCGGCGGAAAAGCUUCACGAGUAAUAAGACACGACCCACUACAUAGGGCAAGCAAACUUAGUGCAGGCUAUGAUGAAAUCAGCUCAAAUAGCUUGGAUGUUGAAGAGGACCCUGAGUGCCUGGCUUCUAAGGAGCCGCACAGUGCAGGCAUGGAGAGUGUGGAAAAGCUGCUAUCAGAAAUCAAAGAGCCAUCUCCUUUUGAUGCGCACUUUAAAAUUGCCUCGUAUUCUCCUGCCCCUGCCUGUGGCCACAGUAAGGAUGAAAUGGAGAAUCCAGUACCUCUAUUGCAACUGCCUCUGAAAACCUCUGAUGUCUUAAAUUGGGACCCUUCCAGAGGAGCUGGCAAUGGAUCAUCAGGGACCUUUGGCUCCCCAAAAGAUUUGAACCAGGAGUCCACCUCUGUUGAAGAAUCGUCAGACACUGUUAAAAAAAACGCGGUCGUCUUAGACCAGAACCGUGGAGAAGAGCCCGCCUGCGGGAAGAAGCUAGGCAAAGUCAUUCCCGUGCCGCAGGUGGAAGAAAGACCAAAACGCCGGUUAUGCAUUUCCGAAGUAGAACUCGAACAAAAGAAGCAUAUUUAUAUCCAAUGUGUGCGUGCUCAUAUACAGAAUUCCAUGGAUCCUGCACCAGAUGCAUUACAUGAGUUGUACGCUCUGAUGAAUAAGGUUGCCAGCAGAGAGUACCAAACCCAGGAUCACAGAUGGCAGCAUCCAUCCGACCUCACCAUGAGAAAAUACCCAAGGUUCUCCAAGAAACCCAGCCAAAAGUUCAGCCUUACGCAAUGGGUGAGCAAGAACUUGGCCCACUACCGUCGCUUCCAGGACAUUCCUGACCACUUCCGGCGUAGCUCUGUCACCACGCCCCCCAGUGUCUGAGCUACAUGGUACCGAGGGACUGUGCUGGUUUUUUUUUCUCCGUUUAGUUUUUAGUGAUCCUGUAGCAUUAGCAGUUUGUCUCGUGGUUGUUUGCUCUGUGGAUUGUUCUGUUUUAAUAAGGCCAGUUCAGGGAUUUUAUGUGUGUUGUGUUUUUGAGACCUUCAGAACCUCCUUUUAAAUACAGGUUAAAUAUGGUGAACUGUUCUGUACAGGUAACAUUGUAGCAUUUCUUCUCGGUGUUUUCCAUUGAAACAAAAGUAAACUUUCCAGGGAGCAGCUGACAAGCAAAGGUUCCCCACUGUUCAAAAGGAAGACUUUUUGUUGGCUGUGACUUAAUGGAUAUAACACUUCAGCUACCGGAGCUCAACGAUGCAAUUUAGAAUCAAAAUCUUUUCUUCAAAGCCUGGGCCCAGAAUAAAGCUUUGUGGUUUUUUUAGAUCGACUACUAGCUUCCCUUUGGACACCGCUGGCGAUGGAAUCACCUGCUUGGUCCAUGUCCCUUUGUGAAGGUUAAUAAUGUCAGUAUUCUCGGGUGACACAUCAAGUUGGCAUAAAUUAAGAGGCAAUUGGAGAACAGCCUGUUUUCCCUCUUCCUCAGAUUUACUCGCCUCCCUUAUUUGUCAUCUUCAUUUGUCCCUUUUAUUUGCAAACUGUUCCAUGUACAUUUGCACUUGGGAGUGUUUAUAAAUAUUUUGCACUUUC